AGAAAUGGAGAACUCAACUGAGAUUGUGUCUUUUGUGCUGGCAGCCUAUGGACAUAUUGGAGAGUUAAAAUACUUAUAUUUCAGCAUAAUGUUGUUAUGGUACUUGUCCAUAUGUGUGGCAAACACAACUCUUAUUAUAGUCAUAUAUGUGGACAAAAAGUUGCAUGAGCCGAUGUAUAUAUUGCUAUGUAAUUUAUUUGUGAAUGAAAUUGGUGGCAGCACAUCACUGUAUCCUCUUCUGCUCUCACAGAUGUUUUCAGACACACACGAAGUGACGCUGCCGUGGUGUUUUCUGCAGAUGUCUUAUAUCUACACGUGUGGUUCUGUUGAGUUUUGCAGUUUAGCAGCCAUGGCCUAUGACAGAUAUGUUGCAAUAUGUUCUCCUUUACGUUACAACGUCAUUAUGAACACAGGAAGAGUAGGCAUGAUCAUUGUGCUUGUGUGGACGUAUUCAUUUGUUAAUUUUAUAUUGGCAUUAUCUUUUGUCAUCCGUUUGAAAUUUUGUGGAAAUGUCAUUGACAAAGUGUUUUGUGACCACCACUUAAUAAUUAAACUUGCAUGUUCAGUUUCAGCACUUAACCAAAUAUCUGACCUGGUUUUUGCCUUUGCAACAAUGGUUAUCCCAUUUAGUCUCAUUUUAGUCUCUUAUAUGAAGAUUUUGGCUGUUUGUCUCAAUACGUCCAAAGAAAACAGACAAAAAGCUGUCUCCACCUGCACACCUCAGAUUGUCUCAUUAUCGAAUAUGUUUGUUGGCUGUAUUUUUCACUUUGUUGAUUCCAGGUUUGAUGUGGCCCUUGUGCCGGAUAAAUUACGUAUAAUUUUGUCUGUGUAUCUCCUCAUUUGCCAACCGAUCAUCACUCCCUUUAUGUAUGGAUUUAACUUUCCAAAGAUAAGACAAUCGUUUGAAAGAUUUCUGUUUCAUAUGAAGUAA
Scatophagus argus is the source of this 931-nucleotide messenger RNA. RefSeq names its product olfactory receptor 4D1-like. The record is from RefSeq and is a predicted model, not a curated record. NCBI's taxonomy places the organism in Eukaryota, Metazoa, Chordata, Actinopteri, Scatophagidae. The coding region runs from base 5 to 931 and encodes 308 amino acids. The transcript has a single exon. Gene Ontology annotation, molecular function: G protein-coupled receptor activity; olfactory receptor activity. Gene Ontology annotation, biological process: G protein-coupled receptor signaling pathway. Gene Ontology annotation, cellular component: membrane.